UCCGUUUCGCCAAGAGCAUGCCAACCACAGUUGUACGCAUUUUAGGCGGGGCCCCGGCUAAAACGGAUGAAUUUCCAUGGAUGGCUGCUUUGGGGCACUUGAACUCUGAACUGAAAGUGGAAUUCAAUUGCGGAGGAACUCUCAUUUCCAAUAAUUUCGUUCUAACCGCAGCACACUGUGUGAAGCAUUCUCUGCGAUUGGUGCUGGUGCGACUUGGAAAACAAAAUUUGACUGAUGGAACCGAAGCGGUAGAUCGAACUAUUGAGGAUAUUAUAACUCAUCCAGAUUAUUCGGCCAUGACCAAGUUGAAUGAUAUUGCAUUGAUUCGAAUCAAAGCGGUUAAAUUCGCAAAAAAUGUGAUACCAGCAUGUUUGCAAAUGGAUGUACGUGACAUGCCGUCCAACGAACCGCUCAUUGUGACUGGAUGGGGCAGUGUUUCGGCUGAACGAACCAACAAAUCAUCUACACUACUUAAAACGCAAUUGAAAACGAUGCCAAUUGCCGAAUGUAGUUCAACCCUGCUGAGCAAUCGAACAUCGAAUCUCUCCAGUUUGAAAAACAUAACAAACGGCCAAUACUGUGCAUUUGAUCCAAAUGCUCAAAAUGACAGUUGCCAAGGCGAUAGUGGUGGACCUCUUCAGACUUUUACAGAUGACUCAUCCAUUUCCACUGUUGUUGGAAUCGUUUCAUUUGGCAUUAGUUGUGGAACUGCAAUGCCAGCUGUAUACACCAGGGUUGCCUAUUACUUAGACUGGAUUGAAUCAAUCGUUUGGCCGAACACAGAAGUUUUUAAAUAACAUUGAAAUAUCAACUAGUUCACAUUGUAUGUCGAAAAAAUACUUUGAAUUUAAUAAUUGAAACACAAAAUUAAAAAAAAACAAUUGAGAAAUACAGACACUUUCGUAUUUUUUUCUAUUUUAAUGAAUUAGUCAAAUUUUGCGAAAAAAUAUCCAAUUUCAUCGGUAAAUGAAACCAUCAAAUCAUUUAAUUUUUCAUUUGGUCGACUCAAAUCGUCUGACCACAAUCAAAUCAAAGCUGUUGGUGCUUAUCUCCCAUUUCGUUGCAACAAAAAUCUUAUCACUUGACGUAAAUUCGGUUAAGCCUUUGCAUUUUUCUCUACAUUUGAUACGAAGUUGCCAAAUCCUGGAAAUCUUGAGCUUCCAUCGAGUUUGAAUGAAGAUACCAUUGAUGAUUCGUCCGUUGAAAUUCAUUUCCAAAAUGUUAAAAUCCUUGUAAUGAGCUGUGGAAUCCACAUAUCCACUGUGUGGAUUUGCUCCAUUUCUCAAUGUUACCUUUUAUCAAAUCAAGAAAAUUCAAUUGGACUGCACACGCGCUGUUUGGGAUCAAAGAUCAUGUUGACAAUAAUUUCUGGUCAAAUCGAUAAUACGGUAUUUUUGAAGCUUGCCAAUCGAC
Sitodiplosis mosellana (orange wheat blossom midge) is the source of this 1413-nucleotide messenger RNA. Its product is annotated as serine protease persephone-like. Gene Ontology annotation, biological process: proteolysis. Gene Ontology annotation, molecular function: serine-type endopeptidase activity. Bases 18 to 797 code for a protein of 259 amino acids. The record is from RefSeq and is a predicted model, not a curated record. NCBI's taxonomy places the organism in Eukaryota, Metazoa, Arthropoda, Insecta, Diptera, Cecidomyiidae. The transcript has 5 exons.